CCGUAGCAAUUUUGGCUCAAGCCGUUUUCGCUCCAAGGAGUGGACCUCGCAGAUCUCGAGAAGGCCGCCGCGGCCAGCCCAUGGAUGCUGGGACGCCACCGUGGCGGGCCACUGGGCGCGGGCUGCGGCGCGGGCUCGCACGGGCGACCCGGAGGUUGGGACCAGACGGCGAGAUCGAUGGUUGGACGCUCUCGUUCGCGGACCCGCGGGUGGAGAGCGGUUUCCUGAGUAGCAGCCGCGAGCAGUUGCGGUCGUCUUUUCGGCGCGUGGUCGUCGUCAUUUUAUGCGGUGCGGCUUCUGCGGUGCACUUCCAUACGUCCGGUGUCGCGGAGCACGGGAACCAGAUGCAGGAAGCAUCUUUUUUGAAGAUGUUGCAGGUGGCUCUGCAGGUUGCGUGCUACAGCGUUGAACUGUCGGUGCUGCUCGCAGCCAUCGCAUUGUCGGGCCACGGCCUGAUAAGAACACGUGGCAUGGAAGCUUGGGCUGUUGUUGUUAUAAUAGUGUCCGAGGUUCACACAUGCAUCAACAUAAGACAUUACCUUGCACGGGCGUUCGGCUACGAAGAUCCGAGUGCUGUGUAUGGGGUGGACCUUUCCGGCACAGACGCCCCGUUCUUGUUGGGACUCAUUUUGUGUGUCGCAGGGGCAGGCGUGAUGGUCAGAUGGAAGUUGUUUGUGCCCAUUGCAUUGGCAUCCGUGCUCGGGUAUGCGGCCGCAGCCUACCUCCUCGGCAGCCCAGACAUGACGAUGGUAACCACUAACCUGCUCUUCUUCACCUGCAUCGUGCUGGUGAUGUGCAGCGGGAAGCGGAGCUCCGAGAUCCAGGCCCGCCUGCUCCACCUGUCGUAUCUGAGGGAGAAGGGCAUGCGCGUCCAGGCCGAGUUCUCCCUGGAGUGCCUGCAGGACCGCGCGGACCUCGUGGCGGAGCUGGGCAGCUCCUUCGCGGCGGCCUCGUCGCAUGUGCCCGGCGGCGCCGCUGCGCCGCUCCGCCCGGGCUCCCCGCGCUACGCCUCCAGCGAGCCCGCCGUCUCGGAGGCCGCGCGGCCCGGCCAGGGCGCCGUCUCGCAGGGGCCGGGCGGCCUACCGCUGGAGGCCAGCGUGUGGGUCGAGGGCCAGGCUGGCUCCUGCCUGCUCCGGGACCUCGGGCAAGGUCAGCGGGUGCUGUGCUACGACACGCUGGGGCGGUCGAUCAGAUACGCCCAGGUACUCGAGAUGCACGUCAAGUUCCUGGCCGCUGCGUGGAUCAACGUCGGCCUCGACGACGGAACGCAGCUGGCGAUGACUGCGGACCAACCAGUGCAGCCUGCAGACCGGAGAGAGGUGGUUCGGGCUGCGGACUUGUCCCCAGGAGUCGAUCGCGUGGUGGUGCACAGGGUGGCGACGGCGCCCGUCGCUGUCAAGGAGGUGUCGCGGCAGCCAGAGGCGGGGAGCGCGCUCGGCUGGGCGCACCUGGCGGUGCAGCAGCCCGAGCGGCACAUGGUCCUGGUCGCGGGGCCAGGGGCGGGGUCGCCGCAGGACGCGAGGUCGAUGGCGGUGUACUCCGCGGGCCUGGGCGCCGGCCCGCACGGCCGCGCUGCCCCGGAGCAGGACGCGAGCCCACGGAUGGCCCGAGCGCGGUCGGUGCCGCCCCAGUGUUAGCCACGGCGUCGGCCGAGGGCCGGCGGUCAGAGCAGGGAAAGGUGCCUAUGCCGAAGCCCGUUUUUCUCGGGGCCGACGGUUCGAAUUGCUCGUUCGGGCUUCCCGCGUGGGUACCCACUUGGAGCUGUUUUGGGCGGCGUGCUGAUGGCAGACGCUUCCGUGCACAUUUUCACCCACUGCUCACGCGUUGUGGCCGGCACAAGGCUUCUGGACUGUCAUUUUUCCAGUGCCCCGUUAGACGACAUCGGUGUCCACAUCUUAGUUUUUUGGUGCGGGUCGACUUGGGCUGCGCGGCCGACGCGAGGCUGCAUUUAACUCCCGUUUCUGCGUCCGCCUGCGCGGUGGGUCGCCCUGUAUCGGCGCCCGUGCGCAUUCACGCCAUAUUUACUUCCUCGACCGGCGUCGAGUGUUGCUUGUUGUAUUUGCUAUCCCGGGCAGCCCAGCCCGCCUCGCUAUGAUACGACCCCUGGGUAUUUCGUAUCAUUGUAGUCUUCGAAGCUCCGCCACAGGAGGGGCAAACAUUUACACUGAUAGGCAUGCGGGAUAGUCUGUUCCCGCUUCUUCUCCUCUUCCUCCUCCCCCUUCUCUUCCCCCGCCUGUGUCUCGUUGCUUGAUGCUGUCCUAGUCAUCUGGUUGUUCACCCCACAUCGCUGCAACAAAUGUGGCUGUUUUCCCGUCUGGUUUGCACGACCUGCCGGCGGAAACCGUGACAGGCGCUGCUUUGCAACCAUCUCCUGCUCGUGUGGGACAUUUGUGCGAGUACCCCAGGCUAUGCCCUGGCUGGUCUACGCAUUCGCGAGCUGGAUUGUUUUCUUUCUUCCCUUCCUCGUCCUCCUCCUCUCUCCUCCUCCUCCUCCUCCUCCUCCUCUCCCCCCCUCAGACAAAUGCACCGAGGAGGUUGCAUUUGAGUCGCGAAUUAUUCCUCAUCUGUAGUGCCACCCGUGUGCUGCUGUUCCCUGCUUUGAACGGGGGUCCAGGGGCAUGGAGUGCCCGGCAUGGUGCAACAAGGAGGUUGCAUUAGAGGCGCGUUCUAUUCCUCAUAUGUAGUGCCACCCGUGUUCUGUUGCACCCUGCUUUGAAAGGGGUCCAGGGGCAUGGAGUGCUCGAUAUGGUUCAAAAAAAAGCGUGUCUGCGCCCGCUACGGUGAGCGUGUAGCUCCAGACCGGCAAGUGUUCCAUCACGGAUUGGCAUCCGUGCGGCUAGCGAGUAUCUUCAUGCAUGCCCGCAAUUGCAUUAUGUUCCGCGGUCUCCUCCCUCCUUCUACCAACAGCGCGCUGGCAGUGUCAGCGUUCACAUUCGUCGCCGUGCUCGAGCUCGAAGCACCAGCUCAAGGCGCACAUCUUUGCGAGAAUGAGGCGAUCAUUGCGAGAUGAAUGCGUAAUUACGGCCCGCGCCUCGUGUCCGCGCUUGGUCUCUUGAAUCAGACACUUGAGUGGCACAUUGUUAGUUUCCGCUUGGCAUUUUUUUAAUGAUUUUAAGAGGUGGCAGUUGUUCUACAUUUGACAGGGCGACGAUGGCAGAGCGGACAUGAGUUAUGCAGGCACACACUCUCUGAGAGUGUGUGGGCCGUCCAGCUCAGUAGACGCCCGGAUUGUUUCAGGAUGGCCUGUGGGGGCAACGUCGAGGCCCGACCCAGCUUUUCACGAGCGUUAUGCAGGCACGCACUCUCUGAGAGUUUGUGGGCCGUCCAGCUCAGUAGACGCCUGGAAUGUUUCAGGAUGGACUGGGGGCAACGUCGAGGUCCGACCCAGCUCCUCACGAGCUAUGACCUGUCACUGCCCAUACAGGCAAAGUACAAAAAAGGCCCAGUGAUACAAGAUGGGCCAGGAGAGUGAGCGAAGCGAU
Molecule: messenger RNA, 3482 nt
Organism: Prorocentrum cordatum
Lineage: Eukaryota; Dinophyceae; Prorocentrales; Prorocentraceae
Source: the annotation of a GenBank genome assembly